GACGUGUUCACACCUCGCACGCGUCAGAAGAAGGAGCGGGAGGAACAUUUCACCCCUGAACGAGCCGCGUGCAUGGUGCAGCGCGCUUACCGCCGGAAACGAGGCUUUCAGAACCUGCUGCGGCUUUGCCGAUCAGUCUACGAGCGGAUCUACGACCCAGAGCAAGGCAUGUACUACUACCACAACACCCGCACAAAGGAGACAACAUGGGAGAAGCCGCUGCUAUGGCGAGGCGCCAAUUCGGACGUGUUCACUCCUCGCACUCGCCAGAAGAAGCUGCAGUUGCUUAUGUCAGCGAUCAACGCUCCAGGAUCACGAAAGCCUCGCCAGUGGACGGAAGAGGAGGCGGCCACACGGCUGCAAGGACUGUACCGAGCCAAGAAAGCGAAGGAGGACCUGAAUUCGAGACUGGCGCAGCGGUUCAGGCAGGCGGUGGACCCGAGCUCC
Phytophthora sojae is the source of this 447-nucleotide messenger RNA. RefSeq lists its product as hypothetical. The annotation marks the transcript as partial. Lineage: Eukaryota; Oomycota; Peronosporomycetes; Peronosporales; Peronosporaceae. The record is from RefSeq and is a predicted model, not a curated record. Gene Ontology annotation, molecular function: protein binding. The transcript has a single exon.